This is a messenger RNA of Schizophyllum commune H4-8, 1055 nucleotides long. RefSeq lists its product as uncharacterized. Lineage: Eukaryota; Fungi; Basidiomycota; Agaricomycetes; Agaricales; Schizophyllaceae. Bases 78 to 947 code for a protein of 289 amino acids. The transcript has 3 exons. The record is from RefSeq and is a predicted model, not a curated record. Gene Ontology annotation, molecular function: O-methyltransferase activity; S-adenosylmethionine-dependent methyltransferase activity.
GGCGUGACCUUGGCUUAAAAUUCCAAGCUGUAUAGAAAAGAUGCGUAAGUUUUACGGUCACAGUACAUCCAGCCCCGAUGGUUCUCGCAACAGCCGCAGGCGCUGCCCGCUCCAUAGCAAGCCGAUGGGCUGCGCGUACACCCCCAGCGUUGCCUAUAAAGGCCUCCGCAUAUGGCCCUGUUAUCCAGCAAACUGUGAAGCCAUCCGCCUCACAAAGACUCUUCACUUCUCAAUCGACUCAACGUUUUACAACCAUCAUGCCUAUCCCAUCCUACGGUCCUCCCGCCACCUUCGACGUCUGGGCUACUAGCAACGCCUUCCAUACGCGCUUCCUCGUGGGGGAUCAAGACGAGGCGCUCAGCUUCGCCCUCACCAACUCGGUUAAGAACGGCCUGCCUGAGAUUGCGGUGGCCGCUGCGCAGGGCAAGCUCCUCAACCUCUUCGUUCGCACGAUGGGCGCGAAGCGCGUCAUCGAAGUGGGCACCCUCGGCGGGUAUUCGACGAUCUGGCUGGCGCGCGCGCUUCCCGAAGACGGAAAGCUCGUCACGUUCGAGCUAUCGGAGAAGCAUGCGAAGGUCGCUCGCGAGAAUCUCGAGCACGCGGGGGUCGCCGAUCGUGUCGAUAUCAUUGUCGGGCCUGCCGCGGAGACGCUUGCAAAGUUCGGGGGCGACGGCACGUACGACUUCGCCUUCAUCGACGCUGACAAGGCCACGUACCCGACCUACACGAAGGAGGCCAAGCGACUUGUCCGCAGCGGUGGCGCAAUUGUCCUCGAUAACGUCGUCCGCAACGGCUAUGUCGCCGACCUGAACAAGACCGACAAGGAGAACGCUGGCGUGCGCGACCUUCUGAAGUACCUGCAGGAGGACACGGAGCUGGAGGCUGCUACGGUGCCCACGGCGGACGAGCGGGGCUUUGAUGGCUGGACCUACGUCCUGAGGAAGUAGGGAAGGGUACGAAGGAGUAAUCGCGUGGUGAAUCUCCUGUUUUCAAAGUAUGCUCGAGUGUGCCGAUUGUAAGUCAGAUGUUCGUGGAAAUGAUGAUGCUUCUGCCGA